AACAUAACCUAAUUUUUACAUGGAUUAAGGAAAAUGUUAAAAUAUUUAAGUAUUUGCCGAAAUUCUUCGAGGCAAUGGACACUUUUUAAUACAUUUAAUAAAUAUAGUCCGCCGCGGCAAACACCAACUCAAAGAUAUCUUAGUGAAAAAGCUUUAGAUGUUAAUACAAACGUUGUUAAAGAUGUAAUUUUAUAUAAAUAUGAUAACUCUCGAUAUUAUAAAUUAAUGAACUUGUUUGCAUUUGCCCAAUUUGGAUUUUGGACUUAUUUAUCAUAUACAGCAUAUACCACGUUAAAAGAUGCUCCCGUUGACCCUUCUAAAAGUGAACAUUGGUGGGAAAAAAUUAAUUUGGGAGAAAACAAAUACAGAAAUGGAAUAACCCUUUGCACAGGCCUUAUAGGAUGGGGAAUCCUGGCGGUAGUUUGGAUGUAUUCAUUGCGAUCAGUAAAGUAUCUUAUCCUCAGAAAAGGUGGCAGACAACUUACAAUAGUUACAUACACACCUGUAGCAGCCAGUAGAAUGUUUACGCUGGAGUUAAAUAAUCUUAGCUCUGUUGAUUCAAGAUCUACAGCCAAAACGCAUAUGGCUCUAAAAGUGAAAGGACAUUUUAUGUAUUAUAUUGUAGAUAUGAAAGGAGAAUUUAAAAAUCCCUUACUGUUUGACCAUACUGUGGGUAUUCGAAGAAAUUUGAAGAAAUGAGUGUUGUUUUGUGUAAACAUAUAAUUUUAAAGAAAAAUAAAUUUUAUUUUGUUAGUUUU
Diabrotica balteata is the source of this 758-nucleotide messenger RNA. The record is from the annotation of a GenBank genome assembly. NCBI's taxonomy places the organism in Eukaryota, Metazoa, Arthropoda, Insecta, Coleoptera, Chrysomelidae.